AUGCAAAGUGACAUAUACCAUCCUGGUCACAGCUUCCCAAGUUGGGUCCUUUGCUGGCUAUAAUAUACACUAUUAUUCACAGUUCCCAUUUUACUUUGUCAGAUCAGAAAAACUCAUCAAAAUGGAGACCUGCAAAUAAGAGGAGGAAGAGGGAGGAGAGAGAACACAGAAAUCUUCCAAGUGGCUUCAGUGACAGGAGGGGAGGAGCCAUCACUACCCGCCAUUUGCAUGUUUUUGUUCCUCUUGUGUAUUGCUCCUAUUUAUGCAUGUGUGUGCAGGAUCUUCAAAAUCCAGGUAAGAAACACAGUGAGGAACUCAUCCACUGCAAGCUUGGCCCCAUCCAUCAGUACCAAUGAAGAGAGACAAAUCAGGAUAGAAAGACAUCACUACCAUCUCUAUUGUCAGUGAUAUUAUGGACUAACGAAUAAAAAUAACUGCUUUACAGUGUUCUACAGUGUUCUACAGUGAUUCCAUAUACUCUUUUCAUUCUUGCAAUGACCCAAAUUUAAGUGUCAUGUUGAAACCUAAGUUAGGCAUAUGUUAAUAUCUCUAUUUUACUAACAAAAAAAAUCCGAGGUUAAGUGAUUUAUCCUUGGUUGCCUUCCUGUCAAUGGCAGAACCACACUUUUUGAACCUGGCCUUUGGAAACCACAAGUGCUCUGCCACCAGUGCCCCAAAGAUCAGCAAAGAUCCUAGAACUGCUUAGUAGUAGCCGAUGAAGUCACAAGUUUCUUUUCUUCAGAUUCUUCCCUAAAUGACAUCACUCAUGGCUAUAAUGCAGAGCUAAGUUAAUCAUCCCAAUCAACUGCACAGCCAAUUAAAUAAAAAUAUUAGAAUGUCGUACUUGACUGUUCUAUAAUCCAUGCCGUCACUAUGCACUUCUGCCUGGUCAAUUACAUGCCUCAUUCAUAACGUCACUCACAAGAGGCUGUAUUGCCACAAUUCCUCACCAUUGCAGGGAGAUGAAACUUUUCCUGAUUUUUAAUCAGUAGGUUGUUUUUAAUAAGAGUACCUGAAGAUAUAAAUGUAAAUAAACUUCUACCUAGAAACAUGUUCCAUUAUGAUCUUGUACACACACAAAAGACCUCACUUUGUUGCACAUUUCUUCCAUUAGCUGUCCAAUACACUACAUUUACAGAAAUAGUGGUUAGGGAACCACUCAAGUUGCCGCUA
Chlorocebus sabaeus (green monkey) is the source of this 1173-nucleotide messenger RNA. NCBI's taxonomy places the organism in Eukaryota, Metazoa, Chordata, Mammalia, Primates, Cercopithecidae. The record is from RefSeq and is a predicted model, not a curated record.